Carcharodon carcharias (great white shark) is the source of this 2105-nucleotide messenger RNA. Its product is annotated as sphingosine 1-phosphate receptor 3-like. Gene Ontology annotation, molecular function: sphingosine-1-phosphate receptor activity. Lineage: Eukaryota; Metazoa; Chordata; Chondrichthyes; Lamniformes; Lamnidae. Gene Ontology annotation, biological process: G protein-coupled receptor signaling pathway. Gene Ontology annotation, cellular component: membrane. The record is from RefSeq and is a predicted model, not a curated record. The transcript is spliced from 2 exons. The coding region runs from base 792 to 1937 and encodes 381 amino acids.
AUAUUGCAUGGGGAACUUCAUACUGUCCAGUCAACGUGAGAGUCAGUGAGAGCACCGCAGCAAACUGCAGGAGUGAAACGACAGGGACUCUUGCAAGGGCUAGUUCAAGAAGAAUACGGCCAUAAACUUGCAAACAUAACACGGUCAGUAAAACUACAACAGGCUGCUUAAAGGAAUGAGCAGCAAGUGAUAUAAACAAAGAUUCGGUAACAAUGAAACUGGAAAAGAAUUAAAACACAAGUCCUUUAAUAUAAUAGUCUGAGGAAUGAGCAAUCAAGAUUCAGAAAACUAUAUGACACCUCAAGUGUAGUAAAAUUAAAUUGAUGCAACAAUUACAGUCUCGAUUGAAAGAUUGGGAGGUCGAACUGACAUAGCCUGGGCAAUGUUUUAAGGAAAGCCUUGGAAUUGACGAGGAUUUGCGAAGAAGUAUAUUUGAAAGGAAAAAAUGAGGAGACGUUGUGUUAACACAUGAAGAAAAUAAAGACAUCGAAUCUGAGAAAACAGAGAGAUUUUAACUCAAAACGCCACCAUUAAAAGCAAAUCUAAUCAGGACAAACUCGGAGAUAUGCAGCGAGUCACCCGUCUCGAAACUUGAACACUAACUUGUUAAGUACUGCAUUAGCUGAAAAUAAUGUGCAAGAUUUUAUAAUUUGAAGUCUAUUGCCCAAUGUUUGCUCACAACAUUGAGAAAAUGGUUUACAGGCUUCCUUCAGGCAUACGAUAUUGAUAAUGGGGCAAAGGCUCCAUCUAGUGAGCAAGAUCUAACACUACAAGAACACUUCAGCACCAAUAUGCCUUUAACCGCUCUUCCAGCUGAAAUGAUCAUCGGUAAUGGGUGUGUCAAAACAGAGCUCCUUGAGCGUCACUAUAAUUACACAGGGAAAUUCAACAAAAAGGCAAAAACCACUGAUGGCAUGGACCUAACUACUGUGGCCUUUCUGAUCAUCUGCAGCUUCAUAGUGCUUGAAAACCUCAUGGUCCUCCUAGCCAUUUGGAAAAACAACAAAUUCCAUAAUCGCAUGUACUAUUUCAUUGGCAAUUUAGCCCUGUCCGACCUGCUGGCAGGAAUAGCUUACAAAGUAAACAUCCUCAUGUCCGGAAGGAAGACUUUUGGCCUCACACCAACUGUAUGGUUCAUCAGGGAAGGGAGCAUGUUUGUAGCAUUGGGAGCCUCCACCUUUAGUUUGCUAGCAAUAGCAAUCGAGAGGCACAUGACUAUGAUAAAAAUGAGACCCUACGAUGUUAGUAAAAAGUACAGAGUUUUCCUUCUCAUUGGCGCCUGUUGGCUGAUAUCCAUUUUACUUGGUGCUUUGCCUAUCCUUGGUUGGAACUGUAUCUGCAACUUCUCAGAGUGUUCCACAGUCCUGCCCCUCUACUCCAAAACCUACGUUGUAUUCUGUAUCAGCAUCUUCAGUGCAAUUUUGCUGGCCAUUGUAAUACUUUAUGCUCGUAUUUAUAUAUUGGUUAAGAGAAGUAGCCGCAAAGUUUCAAACAGAAAAUUCACAAAGAACAAUUCUGAGAGAUCCAUGGCUCUGCUAAAGACAGUGGUGAUCGUUGUAGGGAUUUUCAUUGCAUGUUGGUCCCCACUUUUCAUUUUCUUGCUCCUUGAUGUGGCCUGUAAACCAAACAAGUGUAGUAUACUCUAUCAAGAAGAUUGGUUUAUUGCAAUUGCAGUCCUCAAUUCUGGCAUGAAUCCCAUUAUCUACACUGUGGCCAGCAAGGAGAUGCGUCGGGCUUUCUUCCGUCUCCUCUGUGGCUGCCUAACCAGUACGAGAGUCUCCAAGGCCCUGCCAAUUCAGUCAGCUGCAGAUAACAGCAAAAGCAAGUCCAGUGGCAGUAAUCCACAAAAACCGAAAGAGGGAGAGCUCCCAGAAAUUAAUACUCCUUCAGAUGUAAUCAAGGCAGUGGACUUAACAACGCCCACUGGAGAAUAUUGACCUUUAAUGGCUAAACUGCCUUAAUAUACAGUAUUACCUUCCCAAGUUAACAACUCUUAAAACAGUAUUUUUUUUAUAAACUCUUAAAUCCCUUUUAAACAGAUCUGUUUUUAUAGCAUCUGUGGAGAGAGAAACAGAGUUAACUCUGAAGAAGUCACACAGACUCGA